This is a messenger RNA of Saccharomyces mikatae IFO 1815, 1134 nucleotides long. It is a transcript of the gene MDH2, whose product is annotated as malate dehydrogenase MDH2. Gene Ontology annotation, biological process: malate metabolic process; tricarboxylic acid cycle. The record is from RefSeq and is a predicted model, not a curated record. Gene Ontology annotation, cellular component: cytoplasm. Gene Ontology annotation, molecular function: L-malate dehydrogenase (NAD+) activity. The transcript has a single exon. NCBI's taxonomy places the organism in Eukaryota, Fungi, Ascomycota, Saccharomycetes, Saccharomycetales, Saccharomycetaceae. Bases 1 to 1134 code for a protein of 377 amino acids.
AUGCCUCACUCAGUUACGCCAUCCAUCGAACAAGAUUCCUUAAAAAUUGCCAUUCUAGGUGCUGCUGGUGGUAUCGGACAGUCCUUAUCACUGCUUUUAAAGGCUCAGUUGCAAUAUCAGUUGAGGGAAAGUAACCGCACGGUUACCCACAUCCACCUGGCACUCUACGAUGUCAACCAAGAAGCUAUUAACGGUGUCACCGCCGACCUGUCUCACAUAGACACGCCUAUUUCUGUCUCAAGUCACUCCCCCGCUGGCGGUAUUGAAAAUUGUUUGAAUAAUGCUUCCAUUGUUGUUAUUCCUGCAGGCGUUCCAAGAAAGCCAGGUAUGACACGUGAUGAUUUAUUCAACGUGAAUGCUGGUAUCAUCAGCCAGCUAGGUGAUUCUAUUGCACAGUGCUGCGAUCUUUCCAAGGUGUUUGUCCUUGUGAUUUCGAACCCGGUUAACUCUUUAGUGCCUGUGAUGGUUUCUAAUAUUCUUAAGAAUCAUCCUCAAUCUAGGAAUUCUGGCAUCGAAAGAAGAAUCAUGGGCGUCACUAAGCUGGACAUAGUAAGAGCUUCCACUUUCCUGCGGGAAAUAAACAUUGAGUCGGGACUAACUCCUCGUGUUAAUUCCAUGCCCGACGUUCCUGUAAUCGGCGGGCAUUCCGGUGAGACUAUUAUUCCUUUAUUUUCUCAGUCAAAUUUUCUAUCAAGAUUAAAUGAGGAUCAAUUGAAAUACUUAAUACACAGAGUACAAUACGGUGGUGAUGAAGUCGUCAAGGCCAAGAAUGGCAAGGGUAGUGCUACAUUAUCGAUGGCUCACGCCGGUUACAAGUGCGUCGUUCAAUUCGUGUCUUUGUUAUUGGGCAACACCGACCAAAUUCACGGAACAUACUACAUACCAUUGAAAGACGCAAAUAACUUCCCUAUUGCUCCUGGUGCAGAUCAACUACUGCCUUUGGUUGGCGAUGCUGCCUACUUUGCCGUGCCCUUAACGAUUACUACAAAGGGUGUUUCUUAUGUGGACUAUGAUAUCGUUAAUAGAAUGAACGACAUGGAACGUAACGAAAUGUUGCCAGUUUGCGUUUCUCAGUUAAAGAAGAAUAUUGACAAGGGUUGGGAGUUCGUUGCAUCAAGAUCUGCCUCAACUUAA